Molecule: messenger RNA, 2086 nt
Organism: Emericellopsis atlantica
Lineage: Eukaryota; Fungi; Ascomycota; Sordariomycetes; Hypocreales; Bionectriaceae
Product: DIE2/ALG10 family-domain-containing protein
Exons: 4
Coding region: 190-2085 (631 amino acids)
Biological process (GO): dolichol-linked oligosaccharide biosynthetic process; protein N-linked glycosylation
Cellular component (GO): endoplasmic reticulum
Molecular function (GO): dolichyl pyrophosphate Glc2Man9GlcNAc2 alpha-1,2-glucosyltransferase activity
Source: RefSeq, a predicted model, not a curated record
UGAACGUAGACUGCCCAUCAUUGUGAUUGUGUACCAGUUGUGAUACCAAUAAAUAGCACAAAUGGGGCUUGAGGCGACCACUCAUCGAGGCGCACAGUCCUCGUCGCACUGUGCAUUCCUAUGCGCCGCAAAUGAACUUCACCAUCUUCUCAGCAACUCACCGUCGCGCCCUGCUGCCCACAUCAUAUCAUGACAAUGCCUCAGCCUGAGCCGGCCGUCCUUGACGCCCUCAGUAGGGUUGCGCGAUGGAGCACACUUGCUGUGCUGUUGAUCGCAGGACGUGGCUGGUAUAAGGGCAAGAUUGAAUGGCUGUACCUCACCUGCGCCAUCGUGGUUUGCGCGGCGACUUUGUGGGCACAGAUUGCCACCUCCUACGUCCCGGAACCAUACCUCGAUGAGGUUUUUCACAUUCCUCAGGCGCAGAAGUAUUGCGAAGGGAAAUGGAGCGAAUGGGACGACAAAAUUACAACACCGCCUGGACUAUACCUCUUGACCACGAGUUUCUCCGUGACUGACUGGUGGAGCAGCAUCAUUCUUGCUCCCAGCUGCGGCGUGUUGUCGUUGCGCACUGCGAAUGCCAUCGUCUUAGCCCCCCUGACUGCCGCCGCGCUUGGAUGCAGACAAGCCAUCGAAUCACUAGGCAAUGGACAUGGUUCGACAAUACGUCGAGACCCGUCGUCAUAUGCUGCUCACACAGCUCUGAACAUUGCGCUUUUCCCACUCCUGUUCUUUUUCUCCGGACUGUACUACACGGACGUGGCGUCGACGUUCGUCGUUCUCGUUGCUUUUCAGAACUCCUUACGCCGCAUGGGACCUGCUCAGCCUACGCUGGCGCGAGACAUCGCCUCGGUUGUUCUUGGUGUGUUGGCCCUUUUGAUGAGACAGACCAACGUGUUCUGGGUUGUUGUCUUCAACGGCGGGCUGGAGGCUGUCCACGCUGUCAAGACGCUGCACCCUAGAAAGGCGAGCGCUCCACAGGGGCUGACGCUCUGGGAGAAGCUCAAGUUCUCUUUGGGAAGAUGGACGAACGGCGACGUGCACGACCUGCCCCUGAAUGUGGCCUGGGAAGAUGACAUGCUUUUCUGCGCACUGAGUCUUCUCAUCGCCGGCGCGUGCAACCCGCUCCGUGUCAUUCGGAAAAUCUGGCCACACAUCACUGUCCUAGGCGUAUUCGUGGCCUUUGUCGUCUGGAACGGGGGUGUGGUGCUGGGCGACAAGUCCAACCACGUUGCGACUGUGCACCUGGCACAAAUGCUCUAUAUCUGGCCCUUUUUCGCAUUCUUCUCACUCCCACUGCUCCUGCCCUACGCCUGGAACUGGGUCUUUUCAGCAAAGAACGUCAAGACUUGGACCGCGCCGGCGGCGCUCCUCAGGUCUGGAUAUGUCUUGGCCACAACUUUACUAUCCUGCGGGAUUGUCAAGUACAACACAAUUGUGCAUCCAUUCACCCUUGCUGACAACAGACAUUACAUGUUCUACGUAUUUCGAUACAUCAUCCGGCGGUCGGGUGCCAUCAGGCAGUUUCUUGUCUUGCCUUAUAGCAUCUGCCGCUGGCUAGUGUUGAACACCUUGGCUGGCCCCGAGAACGGCGGGGCCAUCGAUACGAUCUAUCGCAGUCACCCCUUCAAGGCGGUCAAUGUGAGAUCGUCUGAGGCUGCGAAGCCCGACUUACACUCCAAGGGCAAGCCGACAUCUGGUCAGGUUCGCCCAGCGGAGAGCACAACUCCCGUAGCUACGACGCCUGCCUCCACAUCGACUGCGCUCAUCUUCCUGUUGACAACCGCUCUGUCACUUAUCACGGCACCACUCGUCGAACCAAGAUACUGCAUCAUCCCGUGGGUAACAUGGCGCCUCCUGGUUCCAGCAUGGCACCCGCCACUACCAAGGCAAUAUCAAUCUACAGGGUCGAUGGCCAAGGCUCAAGCCUGGGCAGCAAUUUACGAUAUCCGGCUCGUGCUCGAGACCGUCUGGUUCAUUCUCAUCAACGUUGUCACCAUGGCCAUCUUUCUCUACAAACCCUACGUAUGGCGCGCAGAGGACGGAACAGUGCUGGACGGAGGGCGCCUGCAGCGCUUCAUGUGGUAGA